AUGGUUGGGAUAAAAAUUUUGCUCUCUACCAAAGACACUGGGGACAGCCAUGACUUUCUGGAGCCUCCAAUGUUUGUGGUGGUUGGGAAGAGGGUGCUGCUCAUCUCUGCCAAGUUCCAAGAGUUUGACGAUGCAGCUAAUUUGCUUGCAGCGAAUCCCGACGCUACCACCAUAAGCAUCGACGAGCCAGCCGAAAUCCCCAAAAAGCAGCCCGGCCGCCCGCAGGAGGCAGGGAGGGAGGAGGAUGAUGAGUUGCUGGGGACCGAUGACUCCGAUAAGACAGAGCUGCUUGCAGGACAGAAGAAAAGUGCCCCUUUCUGGACAUUUGAUUACUACCAGACGUUCUUCGACGUGGACACGUACCAGGUCCUGGACAGAAUCAAAGGUUCAGUUUUCCCAGUACCAGGGAAGAACUUUGUAAGGCUGUAUAUCCGCAGCAAUCCUGACCUUUAUGGUCCCUUUUGGAUAUGUGCCACACUCGUCUUCACCAUUGCUGUCAGUGGCAAUCUCUCCAAUUUCUUCAUCCAUCUGGGCAAGCCAACGUACCACUAUGUGCCCCAGUUCAGAAAAGUGUCCAUAGCAGCAACAACGAUUUAUGCCUAUGCUUGGCUUGUUCCCCUUGCUCUCUGGGGAUUCCUGAUGUGGAGGAACAGUAAAGUCAUGAACAUCGUCUCCUACUCGUUCUUGGAGAUAGUGUGUGUCUAUGGCUACUCCCUCUUCAUUUACAUCCCCACUGCGAUUUUAUGGAUCAUACCAGAAAAAGUGGUGCGCUGGGUCCUGAUGAUCUUCUCCCUGGGCCUCUCGGGGUCUGUUCUGGUGAUGACCUUUUGGCCUGCUGUCCGCGACGACAACCGGAGGAUCGCGCUGGCCACCGUGGGGACCAUUGUUCUGCUUCAUGCUCUGCUGGCUGUCGGCUGUUUGGCAUACUUUUUUGAUGCUCCUGAACUGGAUUUUCCUGCACCUAUUAUCCCUGCUCACAAUAAAACAACAGUAACAACAAGGAGUCACUAAAUAAGGUUACACUGCCCAUUUCUCCAUCUGUACAGUCAUUUCAUUUUACAUUAUUUUUUCACUGA
Molecule: messenger RNA, 1076 nt
Organism: Chaetura pelagica (chimney swift)
Lineage: Eukaryota; Metazoa; Chordata; Aves; Apodiformes; Apodidae
Gene: YIPF1
Product: Yip1 domain family, member 1
Exons: 10
Coding region: 1-1011 (336 amino acids)
Biological process (GO): vesicle-mediated transport
Cellular component (GO): membrane; Golgi apparatus
Molecular function (GO): small GTPase binding
Source: RefSeq, a predicted model, not a curated record